Molecule: messenger RNA, 1329 nt
Organism: Penicillium waksmanii
Lineage: Eukaryota; Fungi; Ascomycota; Eurotiomycetes; Eurotiales; Aspergillaceae
Exons: 7
Coding region: 1-1329 (442 amino acids)
Biological process (GO): secondary metabolite biosynthetic process
Molecular function (GO): FAD binding; monooxygenase activity
Source: RefSeq, a predicted model, not a curated record
AUGACCAGAGAGCAUGCUAAAGAGUCCCUAAUGGGUACCUCUCUCAAAAACCCAACUUACCCUAGCAAUUGUCUCGCAUUUUUGAAUGAAAUGCCAAUCGAAUAUUCGAAUACUACGUGUCGGGUACCACUAAAUAUCGUCGUUGUUGGCGCCGGGCUCGGCGGACUCGCAACAGCCAUUGCGCUAGCAAGCUCAGGACAUAGCGUCACUGUUUAUGAACAAGCACCUGCCCUCGGAGAGGUCGGUGCGGGAAUCCAAAUUCCCUCCAACUCCACCCGACUCCUAAGCAGACUCGGACUCGAUCCAUACCUCGAAAAAUACGUAACAGAGCCCGAGAUUAUUUCAUUUCGCCGCUGGGAAUCUGGGGGUGUUAUUGGUCUCACUCGCCUCAUGCCUGAUUUUCGAAAUGUCUUCCAUGCCCCGUACUAUGUGAUUCAUCGAGCCGACUUCCACACAGCUUUACACCGACGCGCAUUGGACCUGGGCGUGAGAAUCAAACUUGCUUCUCGAGUGACCGAGUACAAUACUCAGGGCCCGAGUAUAUUUCUCGAGGAUGGCACCACUGUUUCGGCCGAUUUGAUCGUGGCUGCUGAUGGAGUCAAGUCCGUCGCACGGAAACUAGUAGAUAAACCAGGCCAAAAUCCCUUCGAACAAACUGGGUUUGCAGCUUAUCGAGCUACCGUGGAUGUUGCAAAGAUGAAGGCGGAUCCUGAAAUAUCCUGGCUGUUGGAACGUCCCUCACUCAACAUCUGGAUCGGUGAUCAAAGGCAUGUUAUGACAUAUACAAUUGGAGCAGGCAAAUCGUUCAACAUGGUACUUUCUCAUCCAGAUACCACUGAUCCCGCGACCUGGGAUCGGUCCGACGCACUGAGUGACAUGAAACGAGAAUUCCAAGGGUGGGACAAAAGGCUUGAGAAAAUCAUUGGAAUGAUCGAAGGCACCAUAAAAUGGCCCCUUGUAAGCGGAAUCCCGCUCACCCGUUGGGCAAGCGGUGCCGCGAUGGCUGUCGAAGAUGGCGUGGCAUUGGCAUGUUCCCUAACCAAGAUAGACUCGAAGGCAGAUAUACCUCAGGCGCUGAAUAUCUUUGAACAAGUUCGGAUUGAUCGAACAAGCAAAAUGCAAGAAGCAAGUCUGUUGAACGGAAAGUUAUGGCAUUUUCCAGAUGGGCCGCUUCAGCGUGCUAGAGAUGCGGCUAUGCAACCCGAGAUACGGGGUGAACCUUUUAGCCAUAGUCCGAAUCAGUGGAGUGAUCCCGCGACAAAGAUGUGGACGUAUCAAUAUGAUGCGGAGGCAGAGAUUGAAAGAGCCUGGGGAAGGAGUGGAAUGUGA